CGACUUUAGCAAAAUACGCACUAGUCGAAGGUGAAGAUACCACGAUAAAUACCACCACAUAUUAUUGAAUCGCAUCUACUAGCCUUACCGCCUGAAGCCUCCCCUGAGCCCCCGAGGGGCCAUACCCGACCAAGAUGGCUCACCAAUGGAUCAAUGUCCAACAGAAGACUUUUACGAAAUGGAUGAAUACCAAGAUUUUGCAGAGGGGUGUAGUUGUAAAAGAUCUCGUUGAGGAUUUACGUGAUGCCGUUCUUCUAAUACACCUUCUCGAAUGCCUGUCGAGCGAAUCGUUAGGACGAUAUGCGGCGAAACCGAAGUUGCGAGUACAGAAGUUCGAGAAUGCCAACACGGCUCUCGACUUUAUUAAAUCGAGGGGGAUUCAGAUGACCAAUAUAGGCGCAGAAGAUGUAGUCGACGGCAAUCGCAAGAUCAUUCUGGGUCUAAUCUGGACCCUAAUUUUGAGAUUCACCAUUAGCGACAUCAAUGCCGAGGGUAUGACAGCAAAGGAGGGUCUCCUAUUGUGGUGUCAACGUAAAACAGCAUGUUACGACGAAGUUGAGGUUCGUGAUUUCAGUAGUAGCUGGAAUGACGGGCUCGCCUUCUGCGCGCUGUUGGAUAUCCAUCGACCCGACCUGAUCGAUUACGAUGCCUUAGACAAAUCAGAUCACCGUGGAAACAUGCAACUAGCUUUCGAGAUCGCUCAUAAGGAGAUCGGAAUUCCCGAGCUGCUAGAUGUCGAAGAUGUUUGCGAUGUCGCUAAACCAGAUGAAAGGAGUUUGAUGACGUAUAUCGCUUAUUGGUUCCACGCUUUCUCGCAGAUGGAGAAGGUCGAGAAUGCCGGCCGUCGAGUGGAGAAGUUCGUUAAUAACAUGCAAGGGGCUUGGGAGAUGCAGAGCGCCUACGAGAAGCGGAUGGCGGAGUUGUUGAGGCAGAUCAGAGAGCAAAUAGAACAGUGGCAGCAAUCAACUUUCGAAGGUACCUAUGCCGAUGCGAAGAAGCAGGCAACCGAAUUCGCGUCUUAUAAAAGGGGUAAGAAGAGACAAUGGGUCGCCGAAAAGAGUGACCUAGCCACGUUAUUAGGAAACAUCAAGACCAAGCUAGGCACGUACCGACUUAGAGCCUACGAGCCGCCACCUGAGUUGUCGUUAGAGACCACCGACAGGGAGUGGACUAGGCUAACCGAAACCGAGAUGAUGCGUGCCCAGCUUAUUAACGAGACUAUUAGAGACAUCAAAAAUGCCCUCCGAAAGUCAUUCGCCGACAAGGCGAACGAUUUCGCGUUGGCCCUUAACACCAUGCAGAUCGCCAUCUCGGGUCUCGAAGGUGAUGUGGAAGACCAGUUACUGCAUGUGCGACGGCUGAGCGACAGCCUACCACCCCUGGACGCGUACCUGGAGAAGAUUGCGGCUGUCGACGCUAAGUGCCAAGAAGCCAACAUCGAAGAGAACGAUUUCACAACCUACACCUACGAUGAGCUGUUGUACGAACUAGGGCUCGUCAAGUCGUCCGUGCAGAAGAAGCUAGCUUUCCUCGAGAACCAGAUGGUAGCGCGCAGCAUGACGAACCUGACGCCGAUCCAACUUGAGGAGUUUGAGUCCGUGUUCCGACACUUCGACCGCGACGACACGAACUCGCUCUCGGAGCUAGAGUUCUCGGCGGCGCUUGCGUCUUUGGGACUAGUCUUUAGCGAGGAUGAGAUGCACGACUACUUCUUGGAGACGUCGCACGGGCGCGACCGCGUCACGUUUGAACAGUUUAUCCGGUUCAUGGUGGACGUGACGGAGGAUCAGAACACCGCCGAACAGGUGUUCCAGUCAUUCCGCGAGGUUGCCGACGGCAAGCCGUACGUCACGGAGAUGGACCUGCGCCACUCGCUCGUUCCCGAUGAGGUCAUCGAGAAGCUCUGCGAGAUCGUGCCCGCACACCACGGCCCCGAUAUGGCCCAGGAUCGCGGUGUGCCGCAGUACGACUACAUCAGCUUCAUGGAAAAACUCAUCACUGGCCCCGAGCAACAAAAUGGGCGCGGCACCCCUGGUAGUAGUAAUGGUAGUGGCCCGCUCCAGGAUAUAACGAACGGCCGCGCCAGCCCCCCGAAGAAGAGCAAUGGUAACGGAUACCACUAAGCGCUUCUCCAAGCCUCGGCCUUGAUCUCUCGGCGAGGCUAGCUCAACCGCUAUAUAAUAAGUCGAACGUGUCAGACUGCGUUUUGUGUACUUACCUACUCACUUACAACCACCACCUUCUCUUCACUUCUCCUUUCUUCUUCUCUUCGUG
Annulohypoxylon maeteangense is the source of this 2274-nucleotide messenger RNA. Its product is annotated as calponin homology domain-containing protein. Gene Ontology annotation, molecular function: actin lateral binding; calcium ion binding. The record is from RefSeq and is a predicted model, not a curated record. NCBI's taxonomy places the organism in Eukaryota, Fungi, Ascomycota, Sordariomycetes, Xylariales, Hypoxylaceae. The transcript is spliced from 4 exons. Gene Ontology annotation, biological process: actin filament bundle assembly; actin cytoskeleton organization. The coding region runs from base 135 to 2123 and encodes 662 amino acids. Gene Ontology annotation, cellular component: plasma membrane; cortical actin cytoskeleton; cell projection.